AUGCGCACGGAAUUCCUGACUACGAGCAGCACUCCAUCGUCGUCAAGAACGAGGUAUACUCUUACCAAGAAGCAGAUUUUGGGUACUACGUGGGGGGAUUCUGAGUUCCAGGAUGUGUGGUACAUGCCCUUAGCGGGAGAUCCAGAGGAUGAAGACCGUGUCUCUCACCGGGAAUCUGAGGUUGAAGAUGUUGUUGGCCGUCAGACGUUUUUAUACAUCCCUCUCACCAAAGUAUUCAAGGUCCUGCCACCCAAUCUGUUUGGAGACUGUUCCACAUCUUUCAUCUCUAUAGGUUGGGAUGAUUCUCACUUCAGGGUGGCUUUAGUCCACUCGUCAAAGGAAGAUUUUGGACCAAGGAAACUGAAAGCCAUCGAAAUAUACAGCCUAAGAACAUGGAUGGAAAUUGGAGUGUCCUGUGGGGGGAUUGUAGUCAAGUCUGAUUUUUUCUUUUACAGGAGGGGGGAGGUUUACUUUGUCACCAAGGUUGGUGGCUGCUGGUGUCUAAUGGUAAUUGAUGCUUAUGGGGGAGCUCAGAGGCAAAUUUCCCUCCCAGUUACAGACAUUGAUGACAUACAAUUUGAGGUGGCUGAGUUAGGUAAAGGUGGUGGUCUGUUGUCUAUCCUAUAUCAGUAUGGAGAUCAAAGGGAGUUUUGGAUUUUAAAAGAUCUUGCAAAUGAACUUGAGUUGGACAAAGGUAGUGGAAUCCCUGAUUCUUUCUCCAGGAUCCAAGUCCCUGGAAGUUGCUUUUCUGUUAUCCAAGGCCACAUUCUGGUCUAUAGGGACCCGGAGACUAAACAGUCUGCCAUGACCCUGUCGGUUGAGUCCGGGAAUAUUGACGCUAUUCAGGUUCUAAUUGAGGCUGGUUAUGUACUUGAUUGCUCUGUUGAUUUGUUCUUACACGACGCCGCGGCCAUGGAACGCCUUGAUUUGUUGGAAAUUCUGUGCUUGGGAUAUCCGGAUUUGGAUUUGGAUUUUCACCUGGCUGCAAUCCAGGGGAAUCUUUCAGUGAUCCGGUUUUUAGUAUCAUCGGGAACUGAUCCUGAUGUUCUGGAUUGCAGAAGAUGGACACCUCUUCAUUAUGCAACAGAAGAAGGGCAUGUUCAAGUUGUUGAGUACCUUCUGAAUCAGUCAAUUUCAGCCAAGUAUACCAGAGCCAGAGAUGGAAAGACUGCGUAUGAUAUAGCCCUUGAAGAGGGUCAUUCUCAGUUGUACCAUAUAUUAUAUUCGGGAGAUGUUUUGCAUUCGGCUGCAAGAAGAGGCGAUAUUGAAUCUAUUCAGGCCUGUUUGGCAGAAUCAGGCGGGGUGGCUAACGUGGAUUUGAAUUCGAGGGAUCAAAAUGGUUGGACUCCUUUGCAUAGAGCUGCUUUUAAAGGAAAAAUUGAGUGUGAAAAUGCUUGUCAGCCAUGGAGCUCAGCUUGA
Messenger RNA from Oldenlandia corymbosa var. corymbosa, 1419 nucleotides. NCBI's taxonomy places the organism in Eukaryota, Viridiplantae, Streptophyta, Magnoliopsida, Gentianales, Rubiaceae. The record is from the annotation of a GenBank genome assembly.